AUGGCCGACGACCUUGUCCAACAGCUUUUUGACUUGCACAACCAAGCGCGCCAGAGGAACGGUAUCGCGCCAUACACGUGCCUCGACUCGCAGCUCAACCAGCUCAGUUUGGACCACGUCAAGUACGAGAUCUCGAUCGACAACAUCAACCACAACGGCUUCCUCGAGCGCUGUCGACAGGUCGGCAAUGUCUUGUGCGGUGAGAACACCUUGUACGACUAUGUUGGCGACGCGGCCAAAUACACGACGAGCUGGAUGAACUCGGCAGGCCACCGCGCUAACAUUUUGAACAGCAACUUCAGGCACGCAGGCUUUGCGGUGCAAAAGGGCCCGAGCGGCAAGUGGUUUGCGACGGCGUAUUUCACCAGCACAAACCCGCGCACGGGUGUCUGCGUCAACACGACUUUGCAGCAGACUGCGACGCCGACACCGUCGACGCAAGCGCCGCAACCGACCAGUGGCACGUCGACCCCGGUGCCGACGCUACGCGCGACGCCGGCGCCGACGACGACGGUGGCCAGCGAGGUUGUCAAGCAGCUCUUCCAGUUCCACAACGAAGAGCGCGUCAAGAACGGCGUCAGGCCCUUCUCGUGCCUCAACACCAAGCUCAGCGCGCUCUCCACCGACUACGUCAACUACGUGAUCCGCGCCGGCAAGAUGAGCCACGAUGGUUUUAGCGAGCGCUGCAGGCAGGCCGGCAACAACGGCGCGUGUGCUGAAAACAUCCUCUUCAACUACAAUGGCCUUGCGCGUAACACAACGACGCAGUGGAUGAGAUCGACCGGCGCACGCACCAUCAUUCUCAGCACCGCGUAUGACAACGUCGGCUUUGCGGUCAAGAAGGCGCCGGACGGCAAGUUCUACGCGACGGCGAUGUUCACCAAGGACAGCCGCCCGUGCGCCUAA
Saprolegnia parasitica CBS 223.65 is the source of this 906-nucleotide messenger RNA. RefSeq lists its product as hypothetical. The record is from RefSeq and is a predicted model, not a curated record. Lineage: Eukaryota; Oomycota; Saprolegniomycetes; Saprolegniales; Saprolegniaceae. The transcript has a single exon. Bases 1 to 906 code for a protein of 301 amino acids.